Messenger RNA from Arachis stenosperma, 2775 nucleotides. RefSeq names its product SNF1-related protein kinase regulatory subunit beta-2-like. Gene Ontology annotation, molecular function: protein binding. Lineage: Eukaryota; Viridiplantae; Streptophyta; Magnoliopsida; Fabales; Fabaceae. The transcript is spliced from 4 exons. The record is from RefSeq and is a predicted model, not a curated record. Bases 743 to 1360 code for a protein of 205 amino acids.
GAGAGUAAGGACAAAGUUGAAGGCGUCAAAAUCUAAUUAACAACUCAUGAUUUCCUGUGUAGAGUGUAACCACAAUGUUAUUUUUAGAGUAAUAGCUAUUUUUUUUAGUGUGAUCUCACCUUUUAGAGCAACCUCGCUUUGCUUUUCCUUUUGACUUCACCUUCCACUUGUUGGAUGAAAAACAACUUCACUCACCUGCUGCACCCCCAUCAUCAUGGUAUAUAAAUUCAACCAGUUUUAUUUGUACCCUUUGAUUUUUCUUUACAAAAACGAAUGAUGUGCACAGUUGAUGACACAGUACAGUGUGUGGUUGUUAAGUUGUUCCUGAUGGCAGGGGAACAUUCUCCCCCUUAAACCGGGUCACAGUCCUGAGCAGAAUCUUCCAAACUCGUUGGAGAAUAUAACAUUACAUAACAUAGACCUUGUCUAUAGAGGGAGAGAGAGAGGUUGAUGAUCAAAGAUUCAAAAGAAAAGUGGCUGUAGCUUCCCUUGAUCAUCUUGUUUACAUCACUUUGAUUGCAAUCAACUUGUUCCGUUUUGGGUGAUGGGAAGUCACGGCAAAGGAAAAGACGGCGAAGGCACUUCUGGACUUAAAGAUGAUGACAAGUAUGAACCACAAUUGAGAUUCCAUACCCCAACAGCAGCAGCACCACAGGUCAGAUGAUCCCUUUUAAAUCUGUGUCAGCUCUUGUUAUUGUGUUUUGUGACAGGACAAAGGGAUACUGCUUGCUCAAGUCGGCAAAUGCAAGAUGGAUAUGUAGAAAGAGUGGUACAUCAGAGAUUGAAACGUGUGAAUAUUACUUGGAACCAUCCAGUAAGCAGGGAUGUUGCUGUUAUAGGAUCAUGGGACAACUGGGAAACCAGAGACACCCUGCACUUGCAGUCUCCCCCUCAUCCUCAUGCUUAUGCCAUUGUUAAAGCACUCCCAACAGGUAUCUAUCAUUACCGUUUCAUUGUAGAUGGAUAUCUCACCCAUGCUCCAGAAUUCCCCUGGGCUUUUGAUCAUUCUGGUUUCCCCUACAACAUCUUGGAUUUGCAGGAUUAUAUUCCAGAAACGGCUGCAAGGUUAGGUGAUGCCCAAGAUCCUCCAUCCCCACCAUGGACUUAUGAUAACAUGCUCUUAAACGACGAUGAGUUUGGCAGGCCUCCGCCCGAGUUACCACCACAACUACCACUCACAACAAGAGAUGACCCUUCUUCUUCAUCCACGGUUGUCCCUAGACCCUCCCAUCUGGAACUCAAUCAUCUAUACAUCCACAAAACCGAUGGGGGUGACUUCGCCGCCCUGCGUUCGACGGAGAAGUUUGGACAGAAAUAUGUUAGCAUGGUGUUGUACAAGUCCCUUCCAAGGGAAAGAUGAUGAAAGAUUUUUGAGUUUGUGUAUUGUGUUUGAACUAUGCUGGGCUGAUGGGACCAUUUAUUUGUUUGUUAAGGUCAGUAAUGUAGUACAGUAGGUAAUGAGCAUUCAGCAAUCAGCAAUGUAUUCCCCUCUUAAAAACUGAAGGGAAUAUUAUUUAUUUAUUUAUAUACACAAAUACAAUAUAUAUUCAUCUCAUGUUCUAGAAUUGGCAAUGGUUAAACGGCACAUACACUGAUGUUCAGCCUAAUGCCUACUCCUCUCUUGCAUAAACACCUAUCAAGUGUCAUCAUCAAAACACUUUGUAUGAUUCAUCUGUUACAAUAAGAAAGGAAUGAAAAUACCUUGUUAAUUUUACAUGCUACAAUUGGUUAGGAAGCAAUCCAAGGGUUCUCAAGUGGUAGGAGUUUGUUGACAUACCAAAGACGAUGAUGUAUUAUAUCAGCGCACGGAAGCUGUUUGCUGAAAUGCCCCAAAGGAAUACUGUUUCCUGGUCUUGUUUGAUUUCAGGAUAUGCACAAAUCACUAUGCCAUUGGUAGUGCUCUUCGAGCUUGCCAAGACGGAAGGCUUAAACUCGGCAUGGAUAUUCAUGCCUCUAAGUCUCCAUUCUCUUCAGACAUGCCCAUGUAUGAUGAUGCUCCUCGUGUUCUUGUCUCGUGGAAUUCUAUGAUCUCUGGCCUUGACCACAAUGAACAAUUUGAGGAAGCAGUUGCCUGUUUUAAUACAAUGAGGAGACAUGGAAUGGUGCCCUCAAAUUUCUCAGUUAUUAGCACUUUGAGUUCUUCUGCAAGCUUGGGUUGGAUCAUGUGCGGAACAUGUAUUCUUGGAAUUCAAUGAUAUCAGGCUAUACACGUCAAGGGCAAUUGCCAGAUCAGGUAUGACUAGAGACUCGAAUAGAGCACUUGUCUUGUAUGGCAGACCUCCUUGGACGAGCGGGUGAUGUCAACAAGCUAGAUGACUUUAUCAAAACAAUGCCAAUGGAUGGAGAACAGUUUUAGGAGCAUGUUGCCAAGAUGCUUAUUGAGCCCCAGAAUGGUGUGAACUAUGUUCUACUUUCAAAAAUAAGGAAUGCUGGAUAUGUGCCUGAAAGCAAAUACGCACUCUAUGAUCUUGAACUUGAAAACAAACAAGAGCUACUGAGCUAUCAUAGUGAAAAGUUGGCAAUUGCUUUUGUUCUCACUUGAAACUCUGAACUACCAAUCAGUAAUUCAGGAUAAUCAAGAACCUUUGGGUUUGUGGGGAUUGUCACACUGCUUUAAGAAAUAUAGAAAUAGGCAAUAAGAUGCCAUUUUCGGAAACUGAGUAAUAAGAAAGGAGAGUGUCCUCAAGGACAGUUAACAGGUUAUGCUUUCAGUUUCUAUAUCUAAUUUGCUUACACCAAUCUGUUUGUGGGGUAGGGACCAUGAGUCCAAAAUAA